AUGCUUCUCAUUCUUCUCCCAGUCAUCUCAUCUAUUCUGUUUCUUCCAAUUCUUUUUUGCUUUUUCUUUUACUAUUUCCCACUCUUUUUCUUCAUGUCCAUGAUGUUUUUUUUCUUUCCACGUCUACAGACCGACCGAUAG
Molecule: messenger RNA, 141 nt
Organism: Caenorhabditis briggsae
Lineage: Eukaryota; Metazoa; Nematoda; Chromadorea; Rhabditida; Rhabditidae
Exons: 1
Coding region: 1-141 (46 amino acids)
Source: RefSeq, a predicted model, not a curated record